Messenger RNA from Asparagus officinalis (garden asparagus), 1215 nucleotides. Its product is annotated as putative transferase At4g12130, mitochondrial. The annotation marks the transcript as partial. The transcript has 4 exons. Lineage: Eukaryota; Viridiplantae; Streptophyta; Magnoliopsida; Asparagales; Asparagaceae. Gene Ontology annotation, molecular function: protein binding. The record is from RefSeq and is a predicted model, not a curated record. Gene Ontology annotation, cellular component: mitochondrial matrix.
UGCAGGUAUCGCCUAAGGUCCAAAGUUGAGAUCGACAACCUUGACGAUGAAUUCUCGUGUUGGCAACGCUUUGGUGGCAAUCUCUUCAACAGUGACCAAGAAAAUCUUGAACCAGAGGCUGGUUCAGUCGGCUGGGAGAUGGGUGUUGAUCGUGCUGGUGCAUCUGCUGCACACGGAAAUAAUUCAGGUUGGCAAUGGUUUAAGGAUCCUAGAUUGGACUGCCUAGGAUUCAGGGGAAUUUUCCCAUCCAGUACAACUCCACCAUUGGUUGAAUCUGAUAAGGAAGCCAAUGAAGAACAUUACCUGCAAUGGAGAGUAGAGAGAGGAAUCGCCGAAGGUUCAACCAAAAUUCCAAAAGGUGAUGCCAUUCCUCUUGAGUACAACCUUGUGGGGCUAAACGCCAUAUCUUUUGAUGAAGGAUGCUAUGUCGGUCAGGAACUUGUUGCUCGAACACACCACCGUGGUGUAAUUCGCAAACGUUUGCUCCCAAUGAAAUUCACCGACGAUAACGGACGAGAUAUGGAGCAAAAGGUGUCCCCAGGAUCAGAAGUGAUAGAUUUGAGUUCAAAUAAGAAGGUUGGGUCUGUGAAUACCGCUCUUGGGAGUUGUGGGAUGGGCUUAUUGAAACUUGAAGACGCCUUCAAGAAAUCUGGGAAUUUGAGAAUUAAAGAGAGGGAUGAUGUGAAGGUGAAGGUUAUAAGGCCAGAUUGGUGGCCAGCAGAAUGGACACAGUUGCACGAACAACAAACUGCACCUGCUUAAAGAUAUCGAAAAACCUCAAUGCACCUGCAUGGGGACUGAUAAUUAAGGGGCAAAAACCUCCAGCUCUGGUAUUUUAUGUCCCAGAGAUUUGGAGUUGGGUAGUUCUGGUAUAUAUUCUAGUUACGUAUUCUACAAUUCCGAGUCCAAAGCUAAAAGUGUUGUAGCUGUAACAAGUUUUGAAGGUGAAUAAAAAGGUUGCUCACCGCACCUUUAAAUGCUUACCCUUGUAUUCUAAUUUUUUUUUAUACAUAAAAAAAAGUUUAUUUGUUUAGAACGAUGAAUCUAUUCCUCUUUGAAUGAGGAAGAGAAGCGGUGGGAGUAUUAAUUAGCGGGCGGACAAAAGGAGGAAACUCGGGAUAAAGAUCAAUUACCAGAACUUUGGGAUAAAAUUAUUUGGUUGUUAUCGAAUGUACUACCUCAUUAUAUAAUUUGAACAGCUUUUGUUCUUGAAGG